AUGACAGAUCAUCCCAGCCUAAACGACGAGGAAGGCAUUGCCGUAGGCCAGGGCCUGAAGUCAGCUCUGACUGCAAAUAAACUGAGAAAGCGAGCGAGGCUGACCUUCCGACCAACGGAUGACUUACGUAGUCAUCUCAGACUCGACCGCAAACUUCACGUUGUGGAGAUAUUUCACCAUACUGCUUUCUUAAAAGAGCAUUUGAGACUAACAAAGGACCGGGCCAGAGUGAGCUCGGUGGCUGAACACCUACAACUCGGCGCACUCCCGCGACCGCUUGCUCUCGAGGUUCUAGACUCAAUUCAAAAAAUCAUAUUUCCCCACUCAGACCCAAAAUCCCGGGCCAUGCUCCGGUCGCUGGUCUCUAGGAGCAAUUUUGAUCCCGAUUGCCUGCGCUUUGAAUUUAACUCGAUCCGUAAUUCGGACGAGGAGGAUGUCGCAUAUCACUACUUUGGGUCUCGUAUGGUGGAUCUCUACGAAGAGCUCCAGAAUCCUGCACCUUAUGGACUGAUUGAAAAAUGGUUGGAAAGAAAGAGCGGAGCCCGAUAUGUCCUGCUCGCAACUUUAAUUGGGGUUCUCAUCGCUGUACUGCUGGGCAUUUUGGCACUCGCGGUUUCAAUCUAUCAGGCAUAUAUUGCAUAUCAAGCCUGGCAACAUCCAGUUGGAAAUGACGGCCCGGUUUCGAUAAGUGUCCUUGCGAGACGGGGCUGA
Molecule: messenger RNA, 711 nt
Organism: Endocarpon pusillum Z07020
Lineage: Eukaryota; Fungi; Ascomycota; Eurotiomycetes; Verrucariales; Verrucariaceae
Exons: 2
Coding region: 1-711 (236 amino acids)
Source: RefSeq, a predicted model, not a curated record